Emericellopsis cladophorae is the source of this 1179-nucleotide messenger RNA. Its product is annotated as Cell surface glycoprotein-like protein. The record is from RefSeq and is a predicted model, not a curated record. The transcript is spliced from 2 exons. Lineage: Eukaryota; Fungi; Ascomycota; Sordariomycetes; Hypocreales; Bionectriaceae. The annotation marks the transcript as partial.
AUGCGUGUUUCUACUCUCAGCUUCAUGGCGGCCGCCCACGUCGCCUCGGCCCAGUUCAUGAACACGACCACCACUGCCACGCCCUCCGCGACCUCGUCGUCUCAGGGCGUAGCUCCCACCAGCCCUGCUUCCAUCGGACCCUUCCAGAAGUACGGCUGUGCCUCUCUGGAGAAUGGCCUCAGUGGACUGGACAUCGCCGCCACCAGCAACGAGAUGACCCUCGAGCUGUGCGCCAGCACCUGCUUUGAGAUCACAGGCACCCCCGGCUUUGGUGUUAUUGGAGCCACUUGCUACUGCGGCACUCCUGGAACUCCCAUCCGCUUGCCUCUGGUCUCCGAGUCCAACUGCAACUUCCCCUGCCCCGGUGACGAGACCCAGGCCUGCGGUGGCAACGGCGGUCUCCCCACUGGGGCUGCUCGCCUCCGUCGCCAGGGCCUCUCCUUCAUCAGCGUUUUCAUCGAUCCCAACGCCGAUGAUGUCAGCACCACCUCGGCAGCUGCUUCGGCCACCUCCACCCCUGGAUCCGGCGACGUCAACAUUGACAUUGACGUGGUCAUCAACUGCUACGGCGACUACUGCAUCAACAUUGACAACAGCCAGCAGAACUGCGUCGGUGACGGCUGCCAGAACUACCACGUCGUCUGCCAGGGAGACAACUGCGAGGCCCAGGUCUGCGUCGACAACGUCAACUGCGACCAGCUCGUCGUCUGCCAGGGCUCCGAGUGCAACUUCCGCGCCUGCAAGGGUGACCAGUGCAACCAGAAGAUCGAGUGCAUCGGCUCCAUCUGCAACAUAACCAACGAGCCCCGCAAGAUCGUCUGCAAGGACGACUCGUGCAAGCCCGAGAUGUGCAUCGAGGACUGUGGCCGCAAGGUCAUCUGCUCUGGCGACGAUUGCAAGACUGAGAAGCCAUGCGGCUGCCCCGUCCCCAAGCCCCCUCCCGCCCAGACUACGGUCAAGCCUACCGUCAAGCCUACCGCCCAGCCUACCGCCCAGCCCCCAGCCAAGGAGACUACUGUCCCUGCCGGCAAGCCUGCCACUCCCAGCAAGCCCGCGACCCCUGCUACCCCUGGCAAGCCCGCUGCUCCUGCGAACCCAGGCAAGCCCGCGGCUCCUGCUACUCCUGAGCAGCCUGCAGCCCCUGCUGCUCCUGGCAAGCCUGCCGCUCCUGCUACCCCU